This is a messenger RNA of Oncorhynchus kisutch (coho salmon), 1082 nucleotides long. RefSeq names its product proteoglycan 3-like. The coding region runs from base 371 to 787 and encodes 138 amino acids. The record is from RefSeq and is a predicted model, not a curated record. The transcript has 2 exons. Lineage: Eukaryota; Metazoa; Chordata; Actinopteri; Salmoniformes; Salmonidae.
UAGGGUUGUAUAAUGGUGUAAACAGCUGGAGGUGGUCUCUAGAAGAUAUGGACUACUAUGGAGAGGCUGAGUUUAAGAACUGGGACAGUUCAGAUGGUAAAUUGCCUGAUCACCACUGUGUAGUGACAGGAGAGUAUGGGACGUGGUGGGAUGACCGUUGCAUCAUAAAAUACUACUCGGUCUGCUACAACGGUGAGAAAAUGUUACUCUUUGUGUUUACAGCUCUGUUUUGUACAAUCAGAACAUUUAAAAAAUAGGAAAUGACAUCAUAACUUAACAAAUACUCUAACAUGCAUAUGCAGUGACACCAUAUAAACAUUAUUGAAAACAAGUAUAGAUUUCUUGUGAAAUAUUUACCUUGACAUCAAGAAUGCAUUCAAUAAUUGCAGGAAAGACAACCAACAUUUCUGAGAGGUUCAUCUUGUCAAAUGAAAGUAUGACGUGGGAUGAAGGGCAGAGCUACUGCAGACAGCACUACACAGACAUGGCCAGUGUGAGGAACCUGGCUGAGAGCAGGAAGAUAGGGAACAUGGUACCGAAGGGAAACUGGGUGUGGAUCGGCCUGUUCAGAGACUGGAGCUGGUCGGACCAGAAUAACUCUUCAUUCAGAUACUGGCGUUCUAGAGCACCCAAUAAUCGCUACGGGAACUGUGUGUCGGUGAUUGGUAAAUCAGGCACAUGGGCAGACUACACAUGUGGAACAAAACUUCCCUUUUGCUGCUACAGUGUCUUAGUGAAGAAGACACAGCAGGUGGUGAGCGUGAAGCUGACCAGAACAUGGACCUGACUGAUCCUGACGUACAGGAAGCCAUCUUGCAGCAGGUGAGUCUCACCUUCUCUUCCUCUUUUGAGAGAUUAGAGCCACUUUAGUACAAGUGAUAAAGGGUUACUGCAGUACCUGGCCAUAUAUAUAUAUACAAUUAACUACACAUUUACCUGUCAUCUAUAACGACCAUCACAACUACAUCUUGGCGCUCCGGAACCGCUUGCCGUGUGGUUGCAGAGAGUUCAAGUAACACACAUAUCUCAACAUCAACUGUUCAUAGGAGACUGUGUGAAUCAGGCCUUCAUGGUUGAAUUGC